Molecule: messenger RNA, 939 nt
Organism: Leishmania mexicana MHOM/GT/2001/U1103
Lineage: Eukaryota; Euglenozoa; Kinetoplastea; Trypanosomatida; Trypanosomatidae
Exons: 1
Coding region: 1-939 (312 amino acids)
Source: RefSeq, a predicted model, not a curated record
AUGGACUCGACGUACAAGGAGCCAAGCAGCGCCGCCGUGCCGACCAGCUACGCGGUGCUGAGCCUGCCGAGCAAGGCGACCAUGCGCCGGAAAGGUUACGACCCAGAUGAGGUGAACUACAACGGCGGCCUUGCCACCCACCCGCUCGCCACCUGGAAGACGUUCAGCCUGCCAGACGGGUGCACGUACAAGGAUGCCGUGUCGGCGGUGCAGAUGGCGAACGCGAAGCCGUGGGGACCGAUCAAGAUCCGCCUUAACUUCUCCGAUGGCCGGUACGAGCAGUUCGAGCGGGUGGCGCCGUCCGUCAUGGACUCACUUCAGAGCACCACGACGUACAGUCCCAAUGAUGUCUUCAAGGCAGAGACGCUCUCGCUGUCGACGAUGCGCCGCACGCAGCAGCAACCUCGUCUUCGCCCGCUGGUGGAUGAGCGCGGCCACCACCUUAGCAGCAAGCCCAUGCCACGCACCUUCGCUCCAGAGGAGCUCUACAAGAACUGCCCUCCGCCGGUUUUGUGCCAGCCCGGCUAUGACUUCACUCCGAUCAGCUAUAACACGUUCCUGCUGAACCCGCAGGACCCGCCACACGGGGUGCGCAACGUGCAGAGCAAUUUUAUGCACAGCAGCUGCGACUACCGCCCGCGCUCGUACCUCCGCCCGGAGGAGGCGACGGGGACUUCGCACGCCAGCCGCCACUGCCACUGCAACGAAGUGUUUCAGCUCGGCGACCACACGAUGGACUUUGCGGGCGAGGGGACGACGGUCAACCACCGCAACCGUCUCGUGAAGAAGGAUUACUCGCCCAUUGGUACGUUACAGGCGAACUCCUCCAUCGUUGGCCGCCGCCACGCCCGCAAGCCGCGCUUUGGCUGUACUGGAGUGGCGGCCAGCCAGACCGUCGCUGCCGCGGGCGCCCCAGCAGCCGACGAGGAGACGGCGUAG